AUGCUACGCUCUUCUUGUACUGUUCUGUCUCUGUCCUCCUUUGCAGGAUGCUUCUCUCUAGAUCAGUGCAGGGAGUCUCCAGUGGGGGCGCUGCACCCAGUCCAGGGUCUUCUGGAGACCUACCGUGCUGGACUGGGCUGUGCCACGCAGGGGAGUCAUGGUCACGAGGUCCACGUCAUCAACCUGCGCAGGACCUCACUGGACCGGGCCAAACAGGUGACGCUGCAUUUAAGACCGAUCUCCGUGCUGUCCGUCCACCGCAGGCCUCUGAUCUUCGUGCUGCGAUCCCAGCGUGCCCUGGACUGGCACGUGGAGGCGGAGCGAUUGGAACCCGGGGUCCGACACCUGUUCCACGUGUCGGAGGGGUCAGCUGUCCAAAGCCCAUUGGAGAACUUCACGCUGUCCCUGCUGUCUGAGAGAAGCUUGCCCAGUCGAAGUGACCGCCUCUUGCGCUGGACAUUGAGAAAGUACCAGACAGUGACGUCCUUCACAGAGUUCGACCAGGUCAACCACGUCUACGUGCGCGUCGGACAGGAUCCGAUGAUGCCCGUGUCCUGCGUCCUGAAAAAGCUCUUCCUGUCUCAGAACUACUUGGCCUCUGAUCUUCAACCCCAGGAAGUGACAGGCUGUGUGACCCCUGGCCUGGAAAUGGACCCAGAAGUUCACUUGAUUCACCUCAGGUCCGCCGGGUCAGACCUGUCUGGCCCCCUGCAGGUGGACGUGAUGGUCACUCUGCAGCCCCCUGGCGCUCCGCUCACAGUCUGGAGCGACGUCAUCCUGCUGCUGAAGUGCGAUGCGUCCGUCAACUGGGUGAUCAGACCGCGAGGAGUGCGAGGCAGGCUGCGUGUUUAUGCGUCCAACAGCAUCUCCAUUGGUUUGGCCCCCGAGCACCUGGCCCUCACCACCACAGUCUCUGACGACCUGCAGGUGACCCCUGACCUCCUGGCGUGGGCCAAUGAGAGGGGUUUCCCUGCCGUGACAUCGUACACAGAGGCAGGGCUGGCCAACAGAUUUGUGGUCACAGUGACGAAGCACGGUGUUGCUGAUCUCCUGGACUCCGCCUUGCCCUUCCAGCAGCCUCAGCCCUGGCACGCAGACUCUGUGCCCGCGGUGCCUCCUGGCGUUGGGUUGGAGGGCUUGCUGAAGCACUGGAUGUCUCCAGGGGGAGGAGGAGGAGGAGGAGGAGAAGGGAGGGGAGACAGCGAGUCACUCCCAGGUCAGGACCAUUCCGUCGAGGGGGUUGUGCUUGUCCAGUGCCUGGGAGCCACUAUAUCCAUCCUGGUACGAGCGGAUCUACUCCAGUCUCUGGGUCUGGCGUUGGCAGACCUCACUCUAAAGGAUCCCAGCUGCAAGGUGGAGUCAAACGGCACCGACUUCCUGCUGGAGUUUGACGUCGCUUCCUGCGGGACGGUGGCGGAUUGGAGCUUGCUGGGGGUGAGGUAUCGGAACGCGGUGUUGCUAUGGAAACCUUCGGGUUCCGUUACCCCCGGCAACGACACAGAAGAGAAAGAGACCCCUCCUGCACCGAGAGGCACUGGCCGAUCGCCUCAAGUUAUUAAUUUCAGCUGCCUGGCCCCCUCCCCAGCCCUCCGAGCCGGGCAGCCCGGGGCAAUGCGAUUCUCGGGGGGUCUGGGCGGACCCCCUCUCUUCAGCAUGGACCUGUACAGCUCCGAGUCUUUCCUACAACACCACCCGGGCCCCUGCAUCAUCUCCGCCAACAGUCGCGUCUUCGUGGAGGUGGUGGUUCUGUGGAGCGAGCCUGGCCUGGGUCUGGGGGUGCAGUCCUGCUUCCUGUCCCCUCUCUCGGACCCCGAGGGGGGACCAGGCUGGACGGUCAUCGCGGAGGAGUGUCCUCAAGACGACUCUGUCACGUUCUACAGCGAGGGAGCAGGGGGGAAGAGGAGCAGCCCUUCCUGGGAGGGAGCGGGGAGGAGCACCUUCUUCAACCAGGGACACAGCGGGGGACAGACCUUCUACGCCGCAGGACGUGCCCCGGAGGGACAGGGGGGGACGAGGGACAGACGGCUGUUUAGCUUCGUGUUGCGUCCUCAGUACAACAACUCGGUCCAGUUCCUGCACUGCAAACUGACGCUGUGUGAGAGAGGUGGUGCACCCCCAAGCCAGGCUGGCAUGCCCAGGUGUGUGUCCCUGGACGAGGCCUGCACUGGCAGUAUCGCCCCGCUCUCGGUCAGCUCUCUCUGGGGUCAGUUUGGCAGGACCCUGUCCAAACCCAUCCUGGUCACUGAGGAGGGAGAGCUGCCUGCCCUAGGAUUGCCCAGGACAGCAGCCCAUUCUGUCGGAAAUAUAAUGGGAAACCCAAGAGCCGGCUCCCUUUCUGUUCCCUGGGCCGGCCCUUCUGCUGCUUAUGUGGACACUGGGCUGGAUGCCCGCGUGGUUGUUGGCAUCACGUUCACAGCCUUCCUGAUCGGCGUGUGUCUGACCGCGGCGCUCUGGUGCAUCUACUCCAGAACGGACAUGCCGAAGCUAAAAAAGGGAAACCCACCUUUCAACAAUGAAGACCCCAGGAGACCCUAUGUGGACCACUGCAGUAGCUCUGUGUAGAGGCUUGUUGCAUCCCGACAAGAUAAAGUCUCACUUUAUUCUGCAUCGAACGCGUCUCCCUGCCUGUCCUCUUACUGUCUCUCGAACCCACUCCAGGGAAAAAGCACAGCUGUUGAGCUACAGCAUUUUUCCGUCUGUGUUUUUCUUCGUUUUCAAACAGGCUCGGAGUAGCUGUGUCCUCUCUCUCUACAGUUAAGCCAUUGCACUUCUCUGCUGCUACCAGCUACCCUGAGCACUGAAAGACAAGUUCUCAUUACCUGGAGUUUUACCUACAAUUCAGCGUUGACUCUGUUUGAUUUGUAUGUAAAAAAGGAAGAAAGUAGUACUGGUAAUUAUAAGAAUAAUAAAUAAUAUGCCUCUUUUUCGUA
Molecule: messenger RNA, 2930 nt
Organism: Polyodon spathula (Mississippi paddlefish)
Lineage: Eukaryota; Metazoa; Chordata; Actinopteri; Acipenseriformes; Polyodontidae
Product: transforming growth factor beta receptor type 3-like
Exons: 17
Coding region: 1-2562 (853 amino acids)
Source: RefSeq, a predicted model, not a curated record